CUUGCAAGUUACGAGAUACCGCGCAGCAUGCUGGGAACGGAUACGCUGCGUUUUCGUCUGCGCAUGUGCAGUCAGCCCACCUUUCCAGCUAUCCCCUCUCGGUGUUUGACAGUUCGGAGGAUUUGCAGCUCAGGAAGGAGGGAGUCCCAGGAACAGGAGUUCCGCCAAAGAACUGCCCUCUGAUGGAAACCUCCUCACCAGGGCUUCUGAACAGAUGCAGAACCCAGAAAGGAGCAGAUCUUGAUUUGUCACACCAGCAGCAGGUCUUCAAACCCUUGCCUAGAGAGCACAAGACUUGGUGAUGUCGCCACAUCCAGAAGCCAUCACAGGUUAUCCUUUACGCUUCUCCACACUCUUCGAGGAGCAGCAGAAAAUGAACAUAUCUCAGGAAUCAGUGUCAUUCAAGGAUGUGACUAUAGAAUUCACCCAGGAGGAGUGGCAGCAAAUGGCCCCUGUUCAGAGGAAUCUGUACAGAGAUGUGAUGCUGGAGAACUACAGCCACCUCGUCUCAGUGGGGUACUGCCUUUUCAAACCAGAGGUGAUCUUCAAGUUGGAGCAAGGAGCAGAGCCUUGGUUCUCAGAGGAGGAAUUCUCAAACAAGAGUCACCCAAAAGAUUACAGAGGUGAUGACCUGAUCAAGCAGAACACGAACAUCAAAGACAAACACUUGCAGCAAGUAGUAUGUAUCAAUAAUAAAACACUGACUAGAGAGGAAGAGAAAGUUUUGGGGAAACCAUUUACUCUGCAUGUAGCUGCUGUUGCUUCAACAAAAAUGUCCUGCAAAUGUGACUCAUGGGGAGUGAAUUUGCAAAGUAUUUCUGAAUUUAUCAUUAAUAACAGAAACUAUUCAACCAAGAAAGUAGGUUGCUGUAAUGUAUGUGAGAAUUCACCUUUCAAAAUUAACUUUGAGAAAACUCAGACUGGGGAGGAAUUUUAUGAAUAUAAUAAAAAUACAAAAGCUCUCAGUUAUAAUGAAAAUCUUCCCAAGCAUUCAAAGUUUCAAACUUUGGAGCAAGCUUUUAAAUGUAAUAAAAUUGCAAAAGCCUUUAAUGAUAAGACUUGCUGUGUUAAACAUAAGAAUCCUCACACAGAAGAAAAAUCGUGUAAAGAUGAUGAAUUUAGGAAAAAAUGUGAUAAAACAACUCUCUUUGACCACAGGAGAACUGGCACAGGGGAGAAACAUCCUCAUCUUAAUCAAUACGGGAAAUCCUUUGAGAAAUCAACUGUGGAGGAAUGUAAUAAAUGUAACAUGGGUAUGAAACAUUAUGAAUUAAAUUCAAGUGGAAAUAAUUUCAACAGAAGGGCACACCUCACUGAACCUCAGACGACUGUCACAGAAGAGAAUCCAGUGGUAUGUAGUGACAGAACACAGACUUGGGUUCAAUCCUCUGAAUACCAUGAAAAUAAGAAAUCCUACCAGAUGUCAGUUCACAGAGUUCACCAGAAAAGUCACUUGAAGAUAAAACCCUAUAAAUGUAAUGAAUGUGGGAAAUCCUUCUGUCAGAAAGGACAUCUCAUUCAACAUCAGAGAACUCACACAGGAGAGAAACCAUUUGAAUGUAGUGAAUGUGGAAAAACUUUCUCCCAGAAGUCACACCUCAGUACUCAUCAGAGAAUUCACACAGCAGAAAAACCCUAUAAAUGUACUGAAUGUGGAAAAACAUUUGUCCAGAAGUCAACCCUCAGGGGACAUCAAAGAAUUCACACAGGAGAGAAACCCUAUAAAUGUAGUGAAUGUGGGAAAACUUUCGUUCAGAAGUCUACUCUCAGAGAUCAUCACAGAAUUCACACAGGGGAGAAAUCCUUUCAGUGUAAUGAAUGUGGAAAAACAUUUGGCCAGAAGUCAAACCUCAGAAUACAUCAGAGAACUCACACUGGGGAGAAAACUUACCAAUGUAACGAAUGUGAAAAAUCCUUCUGGCGAAAAGACCAUCUCAUUCAACAUCAGAAGACUCACACGGGAGAGAAGCCAUUCAAAUGUAACGAAUGUGGGAAAACUUUUGCCCGGACCUCAACCCUCAGAGUGCAUCAAAGAAUUCACACUGGGGAGAAACCAUUUAAAUGUAAUGAAUGUGGGAAAAAGUUUGUCCGGAAAGCAAUCCUUAGUGAUCAUCAGAGAAUUCACACAGGGGAGAAACCCUUUCAGUGUAGUAAAUGUGGAAAAACUUUUGGUCAGAAAUCAAACCUCAGGAUACAUCAAAGAACUCACAGUAGGGAGAAAUCUUAUGAAUGCACUGAAUAUGGAACAUUACAUAAGAAAUCAACCCUAAUUGCCUGAACCCAGGAGGCGGAGGUUGUGGUGAGCCGAGAUCGCACCAUUGCACUCCAGCCUGGGUAACAAGAGCAAAACUCCAUCUCAAAAAAAAAGAAGUCAACCCUAAGCAUAUACCAGAAAAUUCAGGGAGAGGGGAAUCCCUAUUGAUGUAAUAACUGGAAAAUCCUUUUGACAAAAACAUUACCCCUUUUGACAUCAGAGAUACACAAGAAACCAAUUGAGGGUAGUGAAGGUAAGAAGACAGUCCCAAAAGUAAACCCUCACAGUGAAUCAGAUAAUUCACUUAGGAGAAAAACCAUAUGAAGAUGAAUGCAGGAAGAAUUGUGUCCAAAAGGCAACCUUCAGAGGCUUUUUUGUUUCUUUUCAGAGUACUAUGGAUAGGCCUGAAUGAAAUCAUACCCUAUUAGAUAGUUCUCACACAUCACACAGGCUGGUAGUCUGUUCACCAGUACCAACUUCACUUUACUCCAGGCACAUAACUAGUCCAAAUUUCCUCAUCUCCUUUUCAUCCAAGUGAGUCCUUGUGACUAGCUACCAGGAUGGGGAUGUCCAUGAUGUAUAUCACAUCCCAGUCUGAAAAAUAAAGAGACUUCCCUAACUUAACUACCAGGGCCCUGUCACAGCAAAAUGGAUAUGAUUUCUAGGACAAACUUGGUGUUGUGCUUUACUGCAGCACAGUACAAGAUAAAGAAAUCAUUGUGCCUGAAUGAAUAUAUGCAGCAAAAUUCUCCUUUUCUGCAUCUUCCCCAGUUGAACAUUAUGUAAGUAAAAAUUAAGUUUGUACAUGAGUCCACCCUUAUCUGCAUUUUCACUUUAUGCAAUUUCUAUUACCCAUGGUCAACUGCACUUUAAAGUUAUUAAAAGGAUCCAGAAAUAAGCAAUUUCUACAUUUUAAAUUGCACACAAUUCUGAGUAGUGUGGUGAAGUCUCAUGCCCUCCUGCUCUCCCAUGAGGGUUGCUGAAUCAUCCCUGAGUCUAGGGUAUCCACAGUGUAUACACUAUCUGUCAGUGAGUCACUUACUUGGCAUUUUAAGUCACUUACUGGCAUAGUCAGGCUAUGACAGUGCUUGCAUUCAAGUAACCCUUAUUUUACUAAAUAAUGACCCAAAAUUGCAAAAGCAGUUCUACUGUCAUGUUGUUAUAAUUAUUCUACUUUAUUAGUUGUUAAUCUCUUGCUGUGCCUAAUUUAUACAUUAAACUAUCAUAGGCUUGUAUAUAUAGGAAAACAUAGUAUAUACAGGGUUCAUUCAGUACUACGCUGUGAGAAGCCCAAGCUGUGGAGAGGCCCCAGGCAGGUGCUCUGGUCAACAGCUCAAGCUAAACACCCAGCCAACACCAGAAUCUGCAGCCAGCCAUGUGAGUGAGCCUUUGCAGAUGUCUAGCCUCAUCAAGCCCUACAGAUGUCUCCAACACAGAUAGAGCCUACAGAUGUCUUCCCAUGAAACCACACAGCCAAGUCCAGGUGGAAAAUGUGAAAGAUGUUUCUACCAAGUCACUGAGUUUCUGGGUGGUUUGUUUUGCAGUAACCAAGAACCAGAAUGGUCUGUUCUGCACUCUCCAGUGGUCCCCCUAUGGUCAAACACUCCACUCAGCAAGCUUCAUCACCCAACACCUGGACCUAAUCACUCUGCAGGGUCUCUCACUACAGAAUCUUUUCUCAGGGUUGCAGAUGUGCUAGUCUCUGUUAAGAUGCUCACCUCUUUACCUUCCCUUAGUGAUUAGCUGCUCUGGUUGAUGUCAGCUUUCCCUUCCUCCCGGAUGUCCUCCCUCAUCACCUUCCUCUCCCUAACAGCUACAGCUCCUUGAGGUCAGGGCCUGUCUUCCACCGUGGUGAUAACCUGCAUAAUGGGUGCUGCAUAAAUUCUGUUUCAAAUCUAGGACCCAAUCUGCACAGUUAAGGGAUUUACCUUGGGAAUCUUCCAAAUCUUCUUGCUACAAUGGACUACUUUUAUUAUAAAAUCCAAAUAAUUUAACAGUUGCCACUUUUGUCAUUUUAUGUCAAAAAGAUGAAGUCUGACUGGGUGCGGUGGCUCACGCCUGUAAUCCCAGCACUUUGGGAGGCCGAGGCAGGCAGAUCGCCUGAGGUUGAGAGUUCAACACGAGCCUGCCCAGCAUGGUAAAACCCUGUCUCUACUAAAAAUACAAAAAUUAGCCAGGCAUAGUGGUGGGUGCCUGUAAUCCCAGCCGCUUGGGGAACUGAGACAGGAGAAUUGCUUGAACCUAGGAGGCAGAGGUUGCACUGAGCUGAGAUCACACCAUUGGGCAAUAGCUCACCCUGGGCAACAGAGAGACUAUAUCUAAAUAAGUAAGUAAAUAAAUAAGUUAGUUUUAGCAACCAUUAGGGAAGGGCACAUAAGAGUCUAGGAUGGCACAUGAUCCAAUUCCGAUGAACUUAAAUGGAGCCUGCUGGAGGCUUUGUGGGAUAAGACCCUACGGUCCACCUAGUUUUCUUCCUGGAGGAUUAUGGAGUCUAUUCACCAAACACUUGUAACUAUCCUUUAUAUUUUUCACUGGGAACAUGAGACUUUUGGAAAAAAACACAGGUGAUGAAACUAUAUGUUCUUUUAGUCAUACAUGUGGGAAGUUUUUCAGCUUUUUAAAAUGAUUCAAGUGUUUACAGGUAGGUUGGUGUAAAUGUGGCCACAGACUCUCACUUUGGGUCCUCUAUCUUCCACCUUCCAAGGCCAGCACACCAUUCCUGAAGCCCAGCCUCACACCCUGGAGUUUAUCCCUCAUCCCUUGAGCACCCAAAGACAAACAGCCUUGGCAAUGCACUAGUGCAUUGUCUCACCUCAACUGCAAAGUGGCCAUGGGGCCCUUACCAGCAGUGGGGGAAGAUGCUCCAGAAACUGGCCCUGAUACCUUAGUCCUGUAACCUGACUGGGCUGCAACCACCUUGGGUGAGAUAAACAUAAUCUCUAAGGCUCUUUUUCAGUAUUGAAAUUACAUGGAUGUCUGAUCACUUUAAAGAAAAAUGUAAAUUUUUUCUUUAUUAAAAUAAUUUCCUUUUGUCCUUAUA
Messenger RNA from Callithrix jacchus (white-tufted-ear marmoset), 5294 nucleotides. RefSeq names its product zinc finger protein 510 (gene ZNF510). The record is from RefSeq and is a predicted model, not a curated record. NCBI's taxonomy places the organism in Eukaryota, Metazoa, Chordata, Mammalia, Primates, Cebidae. Gene Ontology annotation, molecular function: DNA-binding transcription repressor activity, RNA polymerase II-specific; RNA polymerase II cis-regulatory region sequence-specific DNA binding. Gene Ontology annotation, biological process: regulation of immune system process; regulation of cytokine production; negative regulation of transcription by RNA polymerase II. Gene Ontology annotation, cellular component: nucleus; nucleoplasm.